This is a messenger RNA of Fusarium verticillioides 7600, 2512 nucleotides long. RefSeq lists its product as hypothetical. Gene Ontology annotation, molecular function: protein binding. Gene Ontology annotation, biological process: rRNA processing. The transcript has a single exon. The record is from RefSeq and is a predicted model, not a curated record. NCBI's taxonomy places the organism in Eukaryota, Fungi, Ascomycota, Sordariomycetes, Hypocreales, Nectriaceae. Bases 41 to 1786 code for a protein of 581 amino acids. Gene Ontology annotation, cellular component: small-subunit processome; Pwp2p-containing subcomplex of 90S preribosome.
AGAAACCGCAAAACUUACUCCAGUGAGCCGAAGGACAACAAUGGCGCCACCACAAGACGAAGAGAUGUUAGAUCCCUCAUCUUCCUCCUCCUCGGAGAAUGAAUCUCAAUUUGACUCCGAAGAUGAAGUUCCUCAAAAGAAACCAACCAUUGCGCUCUACGAGAAAGAUUCGGACGAGGAAGAGUUGGAGCGACUUGUUCUAGGUAAUAAGGCAGGCUUCCGAGCGCAAUUGUUCAAAGACGAUGGCAUUUUUGAUAGCAGCUGGGAUGCGGAGGGUAAGGAACUUCAGCUUGUCGAGCAAGAUCCUGGGCUGGAGGAAAUCGACGACGCGGACCUGUUCAUGUUCGACACGGGUGCUGGAACAGGCGCUGCAGAGGUCACAAAGGCAGCAAGGCCCACUGAUGGAAACGCUCCUGUAUGGGAGGAUAGCGACGACGAUAGACUGGCCAUUUCCCUGGCUGGAGCCACUCGGUUACGAAAGCUGCGAAAGACGGAGGCCGAGGAUCUUGUGAGCGGAACAGAGUACAGCAGAAGGUUGCGACAACAGUACCUCCGACUUAAUCCCCUUCCAACGUGGGCGCGCGAGGCAGAUGGGCGACCUACCAAGCGAAGGCGAUCCUCUGCAGCGUCUGACUCUUCAGCAGACAGCGAAUCCGACCCUGAGAUUUCUGCUCCGCCUCUUGAGAAGUUCCUUCGCGACGUCAACAGUCUGGCCGGGGCUGGAUCGACCAAGAAGAGGCGCUUGCGACCCGAAGUCAUUGACAUCCAACGCACACGAGAGAUUCCAGACAAGCACAAGGCGCCUGUCGCCAAUCUUUCCUUCCACCCCGAGUUCCCGGUGCUCCUUUCCUCCAGCACCGCUUCUAUCGUCUACCUCCACCACAUCGCGCCAGCCGCUCAUCCUACACCCAAUCCUCAGUUGACUUCAGUGCAAGUCAAACAAGUGGAUAUUCGAAGGGCCGAGUUCUUGUACCCUCGGGGCGACAAGGUGUUCUUCGCUGGCCGACGAAAAUACUUCCACCACUGGGAUCUCAAAUCAGGGACGGUGCAAAAGACGACUCAGAUCCUUGGUCACAGGCUCGAGCACAAGACUAUGGAGCGAUUCAAGCUCAGCCCGUGCGGUCGAUACAUGGCUAUUGUUGCAUCUACCAGAAAGGGAGGCGGUAUCAUUAACGUUCUGAACACGACAUCUAUGCAGUGGAUUUCGGCUGCCAGACUGGCUAGUCAGAAUGGCAUUGCAGACUUUGCUUGGUGGAGCACUGGAAACGGUAUGACUAUCCUUGGUCGAGAUGGUCAGGUUGGCGAGUACAGCAUGGAGAGCCGCUCGUUCUUGGGAAUAUGGCAUGAUGAGGGUUGUGUCGGUGGUAUUGUCCUCGGUCUCGGCGGUCAUCAGGGUCCAGCUGUCCUGGGCGAUGAUCGAUGGGUCGCUGUAGGUUCUAACAGUGGCAUCACCAACAUUUACGACCGGAACGAGCUUGUCGUACUCAGGUCGGAGGAUGUAUCUAUCAAGGAACGGCCAACACCUGCAAGAGUCUUCGAGCAGCUUGUCACACCCAUUACACAUAUUGCUUUUUCGCCAGAUGGCCAGCUCAUGGCUUUCGGAAGCCAACAUAAGAAAGACGCUCUGCGCCUUGUGCAUCUACCAACCUGCACCGUGUACCGCAACUGGCCUACGGAACAGACGCCCCUUGGAAGAAUCACUGCAGUCGCAUUUGGGAAUCAGAGUGACUUAUUGGCGGUUGGUAAUGACACAGGGAAGAUCAGGCUUUGGGAGAUAAGGAGUUAGAUAUUUAAUGGACAAAAAACGGCGCAUGGCUGGCUAUCUGCAAUCAAUAUCCUCUCAUCCCAUUGAUGAUCUGUCCAGUAUCCAAUAUCAUAUCUUGUGUCUGAUCCUUCUCCAAUGGACAGAUAUUGGUCAGUUGAACAUGUGCUUCAACAGCGUCCGAAGUGGGCUACCCUUGGGCAGCUGGUGUCGGGGGAAGAAAGCUCCCCUCUUGCGCGUCCAGACAAUAAGUUCCUUUCUACUCUUGAAGAGCUUGACAUCAUCGGGCCUGUUCUCACAUUGCAAGAACUGCUUAAUGUUGACGUUGAUGCUCUUGAGCGCCUACAGUAAAUCAGCAUCUGGAAGUUAUCGUGGGUAUCUGACAACUGACGUCUCGGCAUUUGGUCUUGCUAGGAAGAUUAUUCGGUAGGCCUAGAUCGGCACAAAGUCGCUGAAAAUCUUGUAAGGUGCCUUUCUUGAAGUAAUUGUUCCACUGGUCCAUGAGGGUCACAUGUUUGCUACUGGAUUUAGACGAGUUGGAGGGGGUGAGGACGAUGACACCGGAGCGAUCAACUAGAUCACUGUCUGAAUAUUCAUCAAGGGAUCGAUCCAUGACUCAGAUGGGAAUAUCGUGUUCAAGUUGAGUGCAAAGUGGUUGUGCUGACUUGUUGGUGACUUAUGAAGCCAGUUCUUACGACAGGAGAGUAUGAAGGAAUUGAUAUGUUUAUGUUCUUGGGAUAACACAUAAAG